CCUUGUGUUCUCGGCCUGGGGCUGGUGCCGCCGGCUCUCCUCCCUGACUGGCUCCCUUGGCCUCCCAGGCUCUGAAGGUGCUGGUGGGCGCCGGGACCUGCGAGCUGCUGGGUGCCAGCGAGAAGCCCUAUCCCCUGAACCACGCUGAUGCCCCGAUGAUGUGGGAGAUCUUCGCCAGCAUCGGCUCCGCCUCCAGCAAGGACUCGGACAGCCUGCUCUGCGCCCUGCCUGCCGCCAUCCGCACCAUGCAGGGCACCGCUGGGGCCUCGUCGGCCGUGCAGAACGGCCUGCUGGUGGCCGGCCUGCUGAUCGACAGCCACCGGGGCCUGGCCGAGCAGCUGGUGAGCUGUGACAUCCACUCGGCCCUGCAGAGCUGCUGCCAGGGGGGCCAGGACCCCGCCGCCCCCAGCCACGCCACCGAGACGCUGGCGCAGAUCGCGCUCAGCCGCCUGGCGGAGCACCAGCUCCCCACGAACCUGGACACGGCAGGUACAGAGCCCCCCCUCCCCCGCGACAGCCCCUGUCUGAGAGCCUGGACACGGCAGGUACAGAGCCCCAU
This is a messenger RNA of Chrysemys picta bellii (western painted turtle), 559 nucleotides long. The record is from RefSeq and is a predicted model, not a curated record. Lineage: Eukaryota; Metazoa; Chordata; Testudines; Emydidae.